AUGCUAAUCCAACAUUUAUUAGAUGAUACUGAAAUCAUAGAAAAUGAUGAAUCAAACGCAAUGACUAUUGAUCUAACCAAUCCACCAUCAGAUACUAUUUCAAAAUCAAAGAGUAUUGCUCUUUUGAAAAGAAUUGUACCUGAAGUAAAAGAGUUACUUGAAUGCAUGUUUUAUACAGGAACAGUUAACCCCAGACAAAAAAUGUCAGCUCAAGAGAUGCGAAAUGAAUUAUUACGUCGUGAACACGAAGGAGAAAUUAGUCUGGAUGAUAUUCCAAAGGAGUCAACUAUUGCCAACUGGAUUACAACUUUUUCACACAAAUGGAAACAAUCUAUGGCCCUUAGAAAUAUGGAAGAAGCAGAAAACACCUAA
Funneliformis caledonium is the source of this 372-nucleotide messenger RNA. The record is from the annotation of a GenBank genome assembly. NCBI's taxonomy places the organism in Eukaryota, Fungi, Glomeromycota, Glomeromycetes, Glomerales, Glomeraceae.